CCAACCACCUCUAGAAGAUCAGAUCAACUCAACACCUAAGCUAAGGUCCACACUCCAAUGACUUCAUCUACUAAACAUAACAGUUCCCAAAUACCCAAAUAACCAAGGCAAAUCCCGUGUUCAACAAAGAACACCUCCAUCAGAGAGCCCCGGGAGCCCAAACCAUCAACCUCAACCCACCUCCUACAGUAUCAUAUCGCACCAAAUACAUCAUCCCCCAAUUGACUUUUCUUUUACCUGUCCUGAAGCUCUCAGCUCUCCCAUCUAUCCGCCAGGAUUGCUUGGGUCCAAGUGAACCUCCCUCAGAAUCCAAGAGAGAAUAAUAGUCUAAAAGACACACAAAAUGGCAACUCGUCGCCAAGGAAAAUCCUACGCAGACGCAGUCACUUCUUCCUCUACACCUGCAGACCAACCGCCCACUGAUUCAGAUGUUUCGCCUGCGGUUCCAACCCAUGUCAUUCUGAAACUGAUUGGCUUCACAGUAGCCAUGAUCACCACGCCGGUGGGGAUGUAUUUUGUUUCUGUUUCCUUUGGGGCGAGCACGACUGUUGCGGGUAUUGUUGCCGCGGUUAUGGCUAAUGUGAUUCUGGUUCUGUAUGUCUAUGUGGCAUGGCAGGAGGAUAAAGAGGAGAGGGAAGCAGAGGCAAAGAAGAGGUCGAAGAAGGCGGAAUAAAGGUUCUGAUUACCGUGUAUUAAAAUAUUGUGUUUUUUUUUUUUGUCGCUGGUACUAAUUUUAUGGGAAUUGGAUGGUGUGUAUGAUUCUCGGCGUUUUGAUAUUUCAUAGGGAAUAUUGCUUACAGUGUUGGAUGCUAUUCUGGAAUCUGGGCAAGGUAUCCAGAUUUGAUAGACAUUAGUUUACGUGUCAUUCAGGAUGAUAAAUCCGAUAGUACGUCCAGUCCAUGUUAAAUAACGCCUGGAAAUGCAUUGGUGACUUGACCAGCUGAAGACGGGGGGGGGAAGACAGAAAGAAAGCAAGAAAAAUUAAGGUCUUCUCUUCACAAACUCCUCCAAAUCAGCCUU
Aspergillus ochraceoroseus IBT 24754 is the source of this 1020-nucleotide messenger RNA. RefSeq names its product vacuolar ATPase assembly integral membrane protein VMA21. The transcript is spliced from 3 exons. Gene Ontology annotation, biological process: vacuolar proton-transporting V-type ATPase complex assembly. Bases 344 to 673 code for a protein of 109 amino acids. Gene Ontology annotation, cellular component: endoplasmic reticulum membrane. The record is from RefSeq and is a predicted model, not a curated record. Lineage: Eukaryota; Fungi; Ascomycota; Eurotiomycetes; Eurotiales; Aspergillaceae.